Parasteatoda tepidariorum (common house spider) is the source of this 7879-nucleotide messenger RNA. Lineage: Eukaryota; Metazoa; Arthropoda; Arachnida; Araneae; Theridiidae. The record is from RefSeq and is a predicted model, not a curated record.
GUAUCCCAGGUGGUUAUAUGGGGGGAACUGGAGGAAGUGGAAACGUCUUUCCUUUUACCGAAAAGAGGAAAGAGUAGCUAAUCAAGGUCGCUGACCUUGAGAAUCUGAACUAGGACCUCUGAAUACAUUUGUAGGAUCGUUUUUGAAAAACACCUGGGUAUUCACAAUAAUUUACCUCUCUCUCAAAUUACCUAUUGAUAAAUCUCAUGCCUAGAGCACGCUCUCUUUAUGUCUUUUUAAAGUGCAGUAUUUGUUACCAUUCGAUGUAUUUCACAGGGCAUUUCGCUUGUUUGGUGAUUUUAUAUUUGAAACUUUUUUUUUUACGGUUGUAAAUAAAAGGUUUUAACCUAGUAUGCAACCAUUAGCAAUUCAGUAAAGUAUGCAAUAAAUAUUGAUGGUGCCUUUUUUCUUGUAAAAUGGAGAGAUAUUUGUCUAGGUGGAAUGUUGAACGAAAUUUUGUCUGCGCACAUUUAUGCAGCUUUUAUGUGCGUCGCCAGUGUUGCUUGCAGUGAACCUUAAUGGAUCGGAAAAAGUUGGUGUUGCUGAUUUUGAUUUUAUAAAGCUGUUAGGAACUGGUGCCUAUGGAAAAGUAUUUUUGGUUCGAAAGAAGAAGGGGCACGAUGCGGGUAAGCUGUAUGCUAUGAAAGUAUUGAAGAAAAUAAAUGCAGUACACAAGCCUAAGACGUUGGAGCAUGCAAAAACAGAACGUCAAGUCCUUGAAGCAAUUAGAGAAUCACCUUUUUUAGUCAAUCUUCAUUAUGCUUUUCAAACAGAUGCAAAAUUACAUUUGGUGUUGGAUUAUGUUAGCGGAGGGGAGCUAUUCACCCACUUGUUUCACCGUGAAAAAUUUACUGAAGAUCAAGCUAAGAUAUAUGUUGCUGAAGUGAUUCUUGCCUUAGAACAUUUACAUAAGCUUGGCAUUAUUUAUAGGGAUAUAAAACUUGAAAACAUUCUUCUGGAUUCUGAUGGGCAUGUUGUUGUUACUGACUUCGGUUUAAGUAAAGAUUUCCGCUCUCAUGAAGAGGAACAAAGGACUUUUUCCUUUUGUGGAACGAUAGAAUACAUGGCUCCUGAAAUUAUAAAAGGAGGAACAACCGGACAUGAUUAUGUUGCUGAUUUCUGGAGUGUUGGUGUUUUGUUAUUUGAAUUGUUGACUGGUGCCUCUCCUUUCACAGUAGAAGGUGAAAAGAACACUCAGGCUGAGAUAUCUAAGAGGAUAUUGAGGGGUGGUCCUCCUAUUCCAGACAAGCUUUCAGCUGAAGCUAAAGACUUCUUAAGGCGGGUCCUUGUGAAGGAUCCCAAGAAACGACUCGGUGGUGGUCCACAAGGGGUGGAUGAACUCAAACAGCAUAGGUUUUUUAAAUGUCUUGAUUGGGAUGAUUUAGUUCAGAAAAAAGUGAAAGCUCCUAUAGUUCCUAAAAUUUCAAAUCCUCUUGACACUAGAAAUUUCUCUGAGGAGUUCACUUCUGUUGAUGCUGUAUACUCGCCUGGCGGUGUUCCCCCUCCAAAUCACGACACUUUAUUUAAGGGUUAUUCCUAUGUUUCCCCUUCAGUCAUCUUUACUAGAAAUGCUAUUAGUGAUGAUAUUGUUGGAUCACCUGAUGAACCAGAUACAGCAAGACGGUUUUCUGAAAGAUUUCCGAACUCCCCUUUUCAUAAGAAGUAUGAAAUCCUCCUGGAAAGAAGUAUGCUCGGAGAUGGAAGUUUUUCCGUCUGCAGGGUGUGUAUUGAUAAGAAAACUAAGAUUGAAUAUGCUGUGAAAAUAAUCCAUUCGAGCAUUGAUUGUUCGAGAGAAAUACUUAAUCUGCAAACAUGUCAAGGCCAUCCUAAUAUUGUGAAAUUUCAUGAAGUCCUCUGUGAUGAGCAUUACACUUACAUUGUUUUGGAAUUGCUGAAAGGUGGAGAACUAUUGGAAAGGAUACGAAAGAAAACUAGAUUUACUGAGAAAGAGGCUUCUAGAAUAUUCCGUCAUCUUGUUUCUGCUGUGAAUUUUAUGCACAAAAGUAAAGUUGUUCAUCGUGAUCUGAAACCAGAGAAUCUUAUUUUUGUUGAUUCAUCUGAUAAUGCCGUCAUCAAAAUCGUAGAUUUUGGGUUUUCUCGCCAGAAGCUUGCUAACAAUGAACUUAUGGUUUCUCCUUGUUUCACUAUGCAAUAUGCUGCACCUGAAGUGUUAGAUGUUGCUCUUCCUGUUACUUCAAAUCUUCGAAUGUUUGGUCGUAAUGUCGGGUACAACGAAGCUUGUGAUUUGUGGAGCUUGGGUGUUAUAUUGUUUGCUAUGCUUUCUGGAAAAACUCCUUUCCAAACAUACAGCAGAGAAGUGAGUGCUUCUGCUAUUAUGCAACGAAUUCAGGAAGGGGAGUUCUCUUUUUCUGGUCCACAGUGGGACGUUGUUUCCAAAGAAGCUAAAGAAGUCAUCAAAGGUUUGUUGACGGUUGAUCCUCAACAGCGUUUAACUAUGCACCAACUUAGAGCCCAUCCUUGGGUUAGCAACCGAGAUCUCUACUCAAAUAAUUGCCUUUGGACCCCAAAUGUCCUCAGCUCAACCUCUCCAAGGGCAGCUGAAAAUGCUCUCAACUUUCAAAUGAACGUCUUUCACAAAGCAACUGAACGAGGCUUUUGCUUGCAGGAUGUAUCUGCUGCACCGCUGGCUCAGCGUCGUAAGCAGAAGAAAAGUUCCACCGACGUUGGAAGUACUUCUUCUCUAAGUAGUGACAUUUCAUCCAGCAGGACUUCCAACUCUUGUUACUCUUCUGGUGAGAAGGAAUUCUCACGAAAGGCUGUUGACUCUGAACAUUCCGUAUUCGAUUAUUCCAAGGAAAGAAUCCACGAUUAUUUAUCCACCCUUCCAGAUCUGGCUAAAACGGAGCCACUCCGAGGCACCGUUACAUGGUCCGCUAGAAAGGCCCCUGAACAUCAUAUAGAUGUUUGCAGACCUACCACUAGAUCUACCAAGCGCAAGCUUGAUGCGAAUCCUCCUACAGUUUUACCUGUUGAGGAUGAAGAAGAUGACUGUAUCGUUGUUGCCGAAAUACCAGCUAAUAGGUACACUAAAAAACCUAAAAAAUCUAAAGUGGCUCCUGUCUGCUGACAGUAACUAAUUUGUAUCUAUAAAUUUCAGCAUGCCUUUAUCAUACUUCAUCUGUAAUUGAGAGCUUUUUUUUAUAUCUUCUCUGGUCUCUCGGAUUGAAUUUCACAUUUCAUUAAUUUAUUACUAUUUUCUUAUAUGAAGCCAAUGAAUUGAAUCCGGCAUUUUUUCUUUUCUUUUUCUCCUAAAGAUUUUUAAAAACCCUUUUGUAAAUUUUACAAAUUGAAGCAGACUUACCAAGUUCGUGCUUGCCUUAAAUCAUAGGGAUAUGUAGAUUUUUGUAAAUAAAAGUAAACAGAGAUGAAGUAUAUUGUGUAAAACGUUUUGCAAGUAGAUUUUUUAUAAAAAGAAAAUGUAAAUAUGCUGCAAUAGGGGCCAGUUAGACUGUUCAGAUUUGGUUAUGUAAAGCAUGAAGUCUUUCAAAAAAAUGCUAAAUUACAUUUAACUAUAUAAUAUAUUAACUAUUUAUUAAAUACUCUUUCCUCCAUUGAAGUGCCUCGAGUUAACUUUGCAUUGUGUAGUGAUAAGAUACGAUUGAGCUUGGAAAAUAGUUGUUUUUCCUAUGGUGAAUACUUUGUUAAUGCAUUAAUCUAUCUAAAUCAAUUCUACAGAAUGCAUUAUUUAUGCAUAAUGUAUAAAGUUAUAUUAAUAUGUCAUGAAUAAGUUCAUAAACAUAUUAAUGUUUAACAUUAUAUAGGCUAAAAAUAAAGUUAGCUUUUAAUGCUAUUAAUGAGAGAAGUAUUAAAAAUUACUGAAAUUUAUAUAAUGUUCAACAAAACAUUUAAGGAAAUUGCUAUUUUGAUAAUUCAAAAUUAUAAUUCAAUGAGUAAGUAUAUUCAAUUUAAGGCACUUUCCUGAAACUUGUCAAGCUUUUUGACAAAUUUCUUGUAUGUAAAUAGUUUGAUUUAAAUUAUAUUUAAUAAUUUAUUGAAAAAGACGGCUGUGAUAGAAAGUUUCUUUUGUGAAAGCAAUAGAAAGUAACUGUGUUCUAAAGAAUGUGCCUUGAAGCUAAGGUAAAUGCUUAGUUUGUUAUGCGUUUCGUGGAAAAACGUGAUUUGAAUUAGGUAUUAAAAUAAUUAAGAUUGCGAAUAUACAAUUGAAUCUGGUGUUAAAAUUUAGAUUGUGAAUUUAUUGCUUUGUAAACACACAUAAAAAGCCUUCAAUUAUUAGUUGUUUUGUUUUUUUGCAAUGUUUUGCUGCAUGGAUCGAGGUUUAUAACUUAAUAUUUUUUUAAGGUAUGUAAGCUGUGUUAAUAUGCAUGUAAUUAUAUGGAAUUUAUAAGCUCAUUAGCUAGUCUUUAAAGUAUGUUUAUUAUGCUUAUUAAAUACUCAUAAUUUAAUGAAAACACAUUUAUAAGGAAUCUAAUUUGUUUAGAAUGAUUUAAUUAUUGAAUUCAGUAUGCAUUGAUUUAAAAAUUUAAUGUAUAAAUUAUCAAAAUCUGCUGUGCUUAAUUUAAUAUCUCUAUGGGAUUUAUGGUGUCUAAAGUCAAUCUGAUGUUUCCUUAAUCGAAUUUUUAAAUGAUCACUAAAAAUUUUGGAAUUAGUGUCUUAGUGUUUACAAGUAUAAUAUUGCUGUUACAAAAGACAAGUAGAAAAUUAUAAGUACUUAAUAACAUUAUUUCCAACAUGAAUUUUAUAUUCUAACUCUGGAUUUAAAGCAGCUUCUGUAGUGAACUGUGAAUCCCAUAGAGUAAGAAUCAUAAUGAAAGAACAUAUUUAAAGCAUAGUGAAAGUUCCGUAAAUCAAUGUCACUGUGAUAAAGCACUGUGCAACAAUCGCUUUUGUAUUUUGCAUCAAAUUAAAUGAAAGAAAUUUCUCGCUGGCUAGUCACAGAUUCUUAUUUCAGUGUUGAUAUAUUCAUUGGUUUAGGUAAAAUGUAUAAGGUAAUUAAUUUUCAUGCAUAAGCAGGAUUACUAAGUACCUGAUAUCAAGAUUUGUUAAAAUGGUCUAAGCUAUGAAUGUGAGAGAUAUAUCCUGUACAUCCCAGAUAAAAUAUUUUAAAAGUUCUUUUUGCUUAUAUCAAUUAUGAUAUUAUUUAUUGCCCGUUUUAUCAAACUUGGGUUAAAUUCCUUGAACUGCUUAAAUUCCAUCAGUGAUUGUUAAUAUUGAUUACAAAAUGAAAUGUAUUAAUUUGAGCUACUCAAAUAUGGAAUUGAGCCUGUUAAAAUUUGAACUCAAAUGUAACAUUCUUUGUGCAACUAGUGUAGUGCCACAUAUUGAAAUAUUAAGAGAUUACUUACCUAAAUUGGAAGAAAUUUUGAUAAAAAAAUUUGAAUACCUUUGUUUAAUAGUUGCUUUUAAGAAAAUGAAUUUUGAAUAAAAAUUACUCUUCAAGUAAUAUAUACCAUUGAUGUACAAAAAUUUUUUCAAAAAGUUCUCUUUUUUGCUUUAAUUUUUUUUCUCCAGCUUUAUAAAAUUAGCUUCCAAUUAAAAUUGUUGUUUUGGACAGUAGAGCGUCAAACAAAAGAAUCUCAGUUAUGUUCAGUUAGCAUUCUUAUAUGUGUAGAAACAACUUGAAUAUUUUCAAGACAAAUAUAAUUAGGGAAUAUAAUAUUAUAAAAUAGUUUUAAUGAAUACAUAUCCUUUAAAGUCCAAUUAAAGAUAAAUGCCUUAUAAUUAGAAUAAAUUUGGUGCCUCUGUAUUUCUUUCAGAUUUGAUAUAUUAAAAAUAAUGUAUGUAUGAGAUAAUAUAUAUAAUAUUUUAGAUUUCGAGAAAGUAUUUUUCAAAUCCGAGGAUAUUUUUUAAAAAUAAAACCUAGUAAUUAGAACUGUCUUUCUAGAAAAUGAACACAUUAAAUUCUAGUUAGUUUUAACAAUUAUUUGUUAAAUUUUGAUCUAAUGAAAUCCUGAUCUAUCAGAUUCUUCUGAUUGGAUACAAAAAUUGUUAAAUAUUUAACAAUUCAGCAAUUAAUUAGUAUAUUAGAUUGAGAUUUAACUUAUAAUUGUUCUGUUAAAGAAAGAAAACGCUAAUAAGUAAUUUUCCAAUAGUUCUAAUUAUAAUUUUUUAUUUGCAAUUUAUUUAUCUACACGAAUAUUAAAUCAUAUUAAAUUGCUUCAAAUUAUAGUAAUCUUUAAACAUUUUAGUUUAGUUGCUUUAAAUGCUUAAUAAUUGUGCAAGGGGUAUAAAUUUAUUUGAAUAUUUUUGUAUUUUAAUUUAAAAAACAGCAUAAUAAACUAUAUCAACAUUAAAUCCUCGACGACCGAGUGUUCAAAUGCUCAUUUCCUUUAGAUUUAUUUUCAAAAGCGCAUAAUUUCAUUACAGUAUAAAAUUAAACUCUUGAUAAAAAAAAUUUUAAUCACAAAUUUUGCUUAAAUUAAAUAAUCAAGCAAUAAUUAAAUAAGCAAUACAAAUUUGUAUUGCUUGUAUAAUUAUAUAUUUAAAAACCCUAAGAAUCGCAUUUAUCUUUGAAAGUAUAAAAUAUUUAGUUACAAUUUAUUCUAAAUUUUGCAUGCUUCUUGCAAAAAAGUAUCGCUUACCUUUAAUUGAAAAAAGGGUGAGGAGUUUAAAAAACCAGUGACAAAUUAUUCUUUUAUUCAUCAAUGUUAACAAAAUGAUAUUUCUUUUCAUCAUAUCUUAAUUUUAAAAUUAUUUUUUAUCCCAACUUAAUUGUUUGUUGUUAAGUUGUUUGUUAUUUCUAAUAGAAUUAAAUUAUUUUUAAAAUCAGUUUUAAAAUCUUAGGUCUGUCUUCCAGUUUAAAAUGUCAAACGUUUUGUUUGAAAAUUGUGAAUAAAAAUUUCGAAAUAGUUUUCAAAUCAGUUAAAUACCAAAAUUUUAGGCAGAUUAGUUUAUUACUUUGCUUGUAAAAUUUUCAUGAUUAUUUAAUUUUUGAAUGAUUGUCUUUCAAUGAAGUCCUUUCAUAAUUUAAUAUUCCAAAUUACGCAUUCAGCAAUUCUGUUCUUUCAAAGCAAUAUGUGAUAAAAUACCAUAAUAUGCAACUUUGUUGAAAAUAUAAAACUUAUACAAGAUUGACAUGUGUUUAAAUUGUAUUUGUGUAUUAGCUGAAAUAUCUGUAAAAUUGUUUUUAUUUUAGUGAAAACCCAUUUAGUCCGAAUUUUCUUACAGUAUUUAAAGUUGACCUAAUUUCAUAUUGCUGUAUAUUUUCCAUAUUAGUUUUGCUUUUACAAUACUAUGGCAAUAAAUUCUUCUUACAAUUUAAAUUUAAUUCAAUGUUAUAUUUAAGAAAUAUGUUUUAUUUUUUAAAUGUUUGUGUUUGUUAUUAGCCAGGUAAACAUUAUUUUUUUCAAUCUUCUGGCAAUUUUUUCAAUCUUCUUCAGACAGUAUUCCAAAAAUGCUUCCAUAUCAUUGAGAGAAACAAGUAAAGUGAUAUUCAAGGCUGUAUUUACUAUGUUUUUAAUUAUUUAGAGUUGUUUUACCAUUAAAAAAAAUGUUACUUAACUUAAAAAAAAGAAAAAAUUCUCACUCUAGUGUUUGUUUAACAUGUUAUCCACAAUACAUUGACAUAAUUUGUAAUGUGUUUUUCAGUCAUGUAGAAUAAGAUAUUUAAAUAAUAUAUAUAUAUUUAUAAGUCAUUCCAUAAUACAGGAAUAAAGAGUUUUCUAUAAUUGAGUAUAAAUAUCUAUAUAUGUUUGCAUGUGUAUAUAUUAUAUAUAUUCAGGCAAUAAUACGUUACACGCACUUUGAUUGAAUUACUUUAAUUUUUAGUCAUGUUUUUUCAUUCAGGUGUUGUGUCAUCACUUGCCUUGUUGAGGACAAAAAAAAAUUAUGUGACAUUGAUAUAGAGAGUGAAUAUGCUUUUUCACUGAAGAUAUGUGAAAAUAAAUAUUUGAUUUUGUUA